Ahaetulla prasina is the source of this 4905-nucleotide messenger RNA. It is a transcript of the gene GABBR1, whose product is annotated as gamma-aminobutyric acid type B receptor subunit 1. Lineage: Eukaryota; Metazoa; Chordata; Lepidosauria; Squamata; Colubridae. Gene Ontology annotation, cellular component: membrane; G protein-coupled receptor heterodimeric complex. Gene Ontology annotation, biological process: gamma-aminobutyric acid signaling pathway; G protein-coupled receptor signaling pathway. Bases 313 to 3297 code for a protein of 994 amino acids. The transcript has 24 exons. The record is from RefSeq and is a predicted model, not a curated record. Gene Ontology annotation, molecular function: G protein-coupled GABA receptor activity.
CUUUUCCCGCUGCCUAGUGGCGAGAUCUCGUCCUCCUUCCGGCUGGGAUCCCUUCAUCACCUAGACGGCUGUCCCUCUUCCGUCGCUCCCGCAGCCUCCCGGGCGGCUCUUCCUAGCCUGGGCUCUGCCCCCGGGAUGCCUCCGCUUUGGGGAAAGCCUCGCUGAUCCGCAGCUCUGCCCAGCGCCUCUGGGGACGCCGACAAGGCGCCACCCGCUCGGCUGGAAGAUCCGGCACCUUGGACAGCGCCCCAGGGCUGGAAAUAUAAACCAAGACCUGGAUCCAGAAAGUCCCACCUGCGUGGCUGGGGAAGUAUGGUUCGAAGGAAAAAGAUGCCGUUUUUCCUUGUGGUGAGUUUGCUGGCGAUAUCACAACCUGGCCAUGGAGCAGUCCAUCUGAAUAUCACAGAAGGCUGCAAGCUCAUCUUCCCUCCGUGGGACGGUGGGAUCCGCUACAGAGGCCUGACCCGUGAACAAGUGAAGACUGCCCACUUCCUUCCUUUCGACUAUGAGAUUGAAUACGUCUGCCGCCCAGAGAGGGAAAUUGUGGGGCCCAAAGUACGAAAAUGCCUCCCUAAUGGCACCUGGACGGACAGUGAUGUUGAAAGCCGUUGCUUACGCACUUGUCCCAAGAUGCACCUGAACCUGGAGAAUGGGCAAGUCACUGUCCGGGCAAUUGAACGGGUGCCUGUUGAAGGCACCUGGGUGGAAUAUCGCUGCAAUCCUGGCUUUUACCUAGUGGGCAGUCCCCGCAGCAAUUGCACCAAGGUGGGCCGCUGGAGCUCCGCCAAACCCGUUUGCGAGUUGUGGCGCCCUCCUGUUUCCCGGUCUGGAUCAGGCAAGAAGAGGCUGCACAUCGGGGCGCUUUUCCCCAUGACCGGCGGCUGGCCGGGGGGCCAAGCCUGCCUGCCUUCCGCCCAGAUGGCCCUCGAGGACGUCAACAGCCGGAGGGACAUUCUGCCCGACUACGAGCUGCGUCUCGACCACCGCGACAGCGAGUGUGAACCUGGUGUGGCAACUAAAUUUCUGUAUGAACUCCUCUACAAUGAUCCCAUCAAGAUCAUCCUUAUGCCUGGCUGCAGCAGUGUUUCUACCUUGGUGGCCGAGGCUGCACGCAUGUGGAAUCUCAUUGUGUUGUCCUAUGGCUCCAGCUCGCCAGCCCUUUCCAACCGCCAACGUUUCCCCACCUUUUUCCGCACGCACCCAUCCGCCACACUGCACAAUCCCACCCGUGUGCAGCUCUUCAAGAAAUGGAGCUGGACGAAGAUUGCCACAAUACAGCAGACCACAGAGGUGUUUACAUCGACUUUGGAUGAUCUGGAGGAGCGAGUCAAAGAGGCUGGGAUUGAAAUCACUUUUCGCCAGAGCUUCUUCUCUGACCCUACAGUGCCUGUCAAGAAUCUCAAGCGCCAGGACGCUCGAAUUAUUGUUGGGCUGUUUUACGAGACUGAGGCACGAAAGGUUUUCUGUGAGGUAUAUAAGGAGCGUUUGUUUGGAAAGAAAUAUGUCUGGUUCCUGAUUGGCUGGUAUGCUGACAACUGGUUCCGCAUCAAGGACGCAAACAUUAAUUGCACAGAGGAAGAGAUGAGGGAGGCGGUGGAGGGACACAUCACCACGGAGAUCGUCAUGCUGAACCCAGAAAACACCCGCAGCAUCUCUAAUAUGACAUCAGAGGAAUUUAUAGAGAAACUGACAAAGCGUGUGGAGAAAUCUCCAGAAGAGACUGGGGGUUUCCAGGAAGCCCCAUUGGCUUAUGAUGCCAUCUGGGCACUGGCCCUUGCAUUGAACAAGACCUCAGCUGAACUGGUAAAGAAAGGGUUACGUCUUGAAGACUUCAAUUACAAUAACCAGACCAUUACAGACGAGAUCUACCGAGCCCUCAACUCUUCAGCCUUUGAGGGGGUCUCGGGACAUGUGGUCUUUGAUGCCAGUGGCUCUCGGAUGGCCUGGACCCUCAUUGAGCAGCUUCAGGAUGGUGUCUAUAAGAAGAUUGGCUAUUAUGACAGCACCAAGGAUAACCUAUCCUGGUAUAACAAUGACAAGUGGAUUGGUGGUGUCCCACCAGCAGAUUAUACUAAGGUCAUCAUCACCUUCCGGUACCUUUCCCAGAAGCUCUUCAUUUCUGUUUCGGUGCUCUCAAGUUUGGGUAUCCUCUUGGCCAUCAUUUGCUUGGCCUUCAACAUCUACAAUGGGCAUGUCAGAUACAUCCAGAACUCUCAGCCAUAUCUCAAUAAUAUGACCGCUGUGGGCUGUGCACUGGCCCAGGCAGCUGUCUUCCCACUUGGGUUGGAUGGCCUUCACAUCAGCAAAGACCUCUUCCCUUUUGUUUGCCAGGCCCGGCUUUGGCUCCUGGGUUUGGGUUUUAGCCUUGGCUACGGCAGCAUGUUCACCAAAAUCUGGUGGGUGCACACCGUCUUCACCAAGAAAGAAGAGAAGAAAGAACGACGGAAGACUUUGGAACCCUGGAAACUCUAUGCCACUGUUGGAUUGCUUGUCGGGCUCGAUUUUGUCAUCUUGGCUAUCUGGCAAAUAGUUAACCCACUGAAACGCACAACAGAGGAAUUUACCAAAGAGGAGCCUAAAAGUGACAUUGAUGUGCUGAUCCUACCCAAGCUGGAGCACUGCAGUUCCGAAAAAAUGAACACUUGGCUGGGUAUCUUCUAUGGCUUCAAGGGGCUGCUGCUGCUUUUAGGCAUCUUCCUGGCCUAUGAGACAAAGGGAGUCUCCACAGAGAAGAUCAAUGACCACCGAGCUGUGGGCAUGGCAAUCUAUAAUGUGGCUGUGCUGUGUCUUAUCACAGCCCCCGUGACCAUGAUCCUCAGCAGUCAACAGGAUGCUGCCUUUGCCUUCGCCUCCCUUGCCAUUGUCUUCUCCUCUUACAUCACACUGGUUGUGCUGUUUGUGCCCAAGAUGCGGCGCCUUAUCACCCGGGGAGAAUGGCAGUCCGAGCAGCAGGACACCAUGAAAACUGGCUCCUCCACCAACAACAAUGAGGAGGAGAAAUCACGGAUGCUGGAGAAGGAGAACCGUGAACUGGAGAAGAUCAUUGCCGAGAAAGAAGAGCGUGUCUCGGAGCUCCAGCAGCAGCUGAAAGAGCGGCAGCAACUCCGUUCCCGGCGGCGCUCCUCCAACUGUGCGGCUGACAACCAUUUCAACAACUCGGCUUCAGCUUCAGCAGCCACUGGCCCCAAUCUUUACCAGCCUAGCCUGCCUCUCGUCCGCUGCCUGGUGGCUGAGCAGGCUGACAAGCUGGGACGCAACAACUGCGAUGGGAGCCGUGUCCACCUGCUCUACAAGUGAAGGACCUUACAGACAUCUGGAGAAAGGGAGAGUGGGGCUUUGCUCGGGUAGCCGGGGGAAUGGGCAUUUGGUGGGUGGGGACUCUGUACAGCUGGCUGGGAAGGGGCUUUUUUUUUCCCCCAAAAAAAAGAAAGGAAGGAAAAGGAAUCGUAAUCCCUAGUCUUUGUAAAAUACCUUCGUGUCUGUCUAUCUGCUUCCCCUGGAGCCUGGAAUCCCAAGUGGAAAAUCUGGAGAUUUACUUUAGAAGUAGGGAAUCCCAAGGAUGCCCACAUCUACGCUUCCCGCCCCCACCUCCACAUCUCACUAGUCUUCAAGUGUCACUACUCGGGAAGGGAACAACUGGAAAUAUGGUUGUUAUAAAGCCAAACUCUCAAGUCUGCAUGCCGUGGAUGCUUGCAGGAAUAUGAGCAAGAAGAAAUUCAGACUGAAAGGAGCAUUGAAAACUGAUGUAGUUUUUGCUCCUCUGUAAACUUACCUAGAUGCAGAUACCAGUAGAUACAGCAUUCAGGGACACCAAUUUUUGUAUACCGUUGAGUUGUGAUGUAGCAGUUGUAUUGCGUUACUGAUAGUCAUACCACAAUUCACAAGGGUCUUCUUUACAACAAGGACAUUUUUUCCCCAUUUUCACUGCAACCUGAUCGCUUGCAAAAGGGUCUUUAUUUAUUGCAAGCCAGUCUGUAGCACAGUCUUCCUGCAGCAGACAAUUGAGUCUUCUAAGCAUUUUGGUAUGAAAAAAAAUCUUGUUUCAUGUAACCCCAAAGAGUUCCAUACUGUUGGACUUGAAUGCUUUGAUUGUGUAUGUUCGUUAUCAAAAGCACUUAAGUUUCCCAAUCUGAUUCUGGCUGCCAAUACAAGCAACCGCACAAACGCGCAACCUGGCUGGCUCUGACGAGAGCCAUCUUGCACAUCAUAUAACCAGGUCUCAUUUUAACCUCUGCCGUCAUUCCUGUACAAUCAUGGGACAGAGUGGAGUCCCAGCUGGGCCACAUCUAUGUAAAGGUGAAGAGUGAUGCAAUGAUGAAGGUGAAGGUUUAAGGUCAAAGGGGAAAAUUUGAAGGUGAAGGUGGAGCCCUUAUUCAGAUAUAGGCUAUUGCUAGAGACAGGAGAGGGAACCUAUCAGGUGACUUCCUUGUCCAGAUGGUAAUUAAUUAACCACGAGAUACGCCUUGUAGCAGAGUUCUUAAGAAAGAAAGCACCGUUCCUUGGAUAUGAGGGGAUGGGCAUUGCCUGAUGCGAGAAUUCGCUUGGAGUAGUUUCUAUGAAUAUUGCAGUUCUCACUGAGCAACACCUGUUCAUGCUUGGAAGUGUGUCCUCCUUUUGACACUGGGCCGUGGAGAAUUUCUAGACUGUAUUUAAUUGCCGUUAUUGCCUUCAUCUUGCCUCACCUAAACAAGGAACGUAGGGUGCUGGAGCUACAGUGAAGUCAAGGAUUGGCUAGGUUGCUGAUGAACAUUAGGGAACUGGGCCCAACAGUGACGAAUGUAUGCACCUCUGCAUGCAGAAUGCACAUGCGUGUGCCAGGUCCCCCCCCCCCAUGCUUUUCCCAUUUGGAGCACUUUAUUGUCCCAGCAGAUAUAGGAAAGUGAUGGGUGCUGCCUAGAAUGGUGA